AUGAGAUACCUAGACGGCGUUGAGAGAGCUGAAAGGUUGGCAAUGACGCAGGCACAGAAGAGGGUGGAUGAGCUACUCGAGGGGCCUGGCUCGGCAACAGGGAACAUGCUAAGGAUACACGGAUCAACCACCACACAGAGAGGCCGCAUGAAGCCCCCUAGCAUAUCAGUCACUACUACCACUAGCAGUCCUCCUCGCAGUAAUCGCUUCGAACGGCUGUAUGCUGAGGGAGCGGAGCGUGCUGCUAGACGGAAGGACCUGGAGAAGGCAGUUAUUGAGGAAGAGGAUGCCAAGUUGAGAGAGGAGAUAGCCACAGCUAGGCUGGGGUGGAGGAAUCGAAGUGUUGUCGAGUCGGUGGAGUCAGGGUCGAGUCAGGGAGGAGGAGGAGGAGGAGGGUUGAAGAAGAGUCCCUGGGAGAGGAUGAGCAAGCAAGAGGCCGACAAUCGAGCAAUGAAGCUUCAGAAGAUGAAGGAUGAGUUGGCAGAAAAGGAACGACAAGAGAUCGAGGCUAGCAGGGUCAACAUAGCAUCUCACGCCUUAGAGGAUGCUGUGGACUCGAGACGGGCCAAGCUCGAGCAGCUCGCAUCGCAGUUCUCUGCUGAGGAGAAAGCCAAGAUAGAUGCGGCCAGGUUCAAGAAACCAGGCAAGCCAGCAAAAAGCGUCGACAUACGGGAGAUGACCAAUAGAUUAUAUGCUGAGGGGGAGAAGAGACGUGCUAAGUUGGAGCAGAUGCAGGAGGAAGCUGAGCUCAGAGAGAUUGCCAAAGUUACCAAAGUAGACAGGAAAGAUGGGAAGGUCGCUGGUUCGAUCCCGGGCGCUGGCAUUACCACUAAGCGGAAGAGCUCAGGUCAUCAGCGUCUAUACGCUGAGUCGCAGGCCCGGAAGGAGAGGAUAGCGAAGUUAGCCCAAGCUGUGAAGGCAGAGGAGGAAAAAGAAUGUACCUAUCAGCCCAAUCUCCAGAAGUCCCGACCCAGGCCCAUUAAUGGCCAUACUUUGGGUACUCUUAGAUCUCCAACAGGCAAUGGUGGUAUCCAUGAGAACCUAUAUCGUGAUAGGGCUGCUAGGGAUGAGCGCAUUCGCAAGAUGAGGGAGGAGAAAGAGGCUCUGGAAGUAUGCAGUGUGGGCUCUAGGACCACUCCCAAGACGCCGACUAGGAAGGACCUACACGCCUCUCUUCACGAUGAAGUGUACAAGCGUAAGGCUGAGGCGGAGGCUGCGGAGAAGGAAAAAGAAGAACUUGUCAAGUCAUUCCUCCACGCCUCGAGGAAGACACCUGUCCGAGCCGGUCUGCAUGAUCGUCUGUUCGAGGAGUCGAAGCUAAGACAUGAUGCUUUGAUGAAGCGACUCCAAGAGAAGGAGGAUAGAGAGGCAGCAACAACAGCACUUCGCUUCAAGGAGGAGGUGAAAAUACCCAAGAGGAAGAAGGUUCAGGAGCCCACCCCACCACCAGUGGAGACAGUCCUGGACCAAACGCCUGUGGACAAAGAUGCUUCCGUGGACUCACUUGCUAAGGUGGAUCUGCAUGCACACUCGGACGAGUUGUAUCGCUAUUUCCCAGGUUCUCCCGGGUUACCACAAUUCCUGUCCAUGACUAACCUAGCUCUAGGGGUGGCCAUGGCGUUCUCUGGUCCUAUUGGCAAGAGCUUACCUCCUUUGGUGGUAGAGGUACCUUCAGAGUUGCCAAUAGUGAACUCCUUCGAACUCACAGGCGACAAGAUUGGCCGUUACCUUGCUCCGUUCGGUGUCAGCUUUUUUCUAAUGAUUGCUCUCUGGAUUGCUGUUCCAGCUCGUCAGCGUCUCCUUAUGUAUAGGCAGCGUUUGGGUGAGACCAACUGGGGGGUGUGA
Molecule: messenger RNA, 1845 nt
Organism: Perkinsus marinus ATCC 50983
Lineage: Eukaryota; Perkinsozoa; Perkinsida; Perkinsidae
Product: signal peptide containing protein, putative
Exons: 17
Coding region: 1-1845 (614 amino acids)
Source: RefSeq, a predicted model, not a curated record